Aricia agestis (brown argus) is the source of this 1731-nucleotide messenger RNA. RefSeq lists its product as uncharacterized. Lineage: Eukaryota; Metazoa; Arthropoda; Insecta; Lepidoptera; Lycaenidae. The transcript has 6 exons. The coding region runs from base 59 to 1327 and encodes 422 amino acids. The record is from RefSeq and is a predicted model, not a curated record.
AGACCGGGGUCAGAUUGCCGUGUAGUUUGCACGCUGGUGUCGGCUCCGGCAGACCGCCAUGUCACUGAUCACGUUGGAGUUUUUGCAGGAUCUGUUGAAGGAUGAAUAUGAAGAUGUCACCAUCACGGAGUACGAGGGAGCACCAAGUUCCAAGAGAGGAGACAACUACACGUCCAUGGUGUACAGAAUAACAUUGAAAGGGUCCCGUAAGCGAUCAGAUGAAACUGGUGAAAUUUUCGAGCCCUGGGAAGGCUCCCUGAUCUACAAAUGUCUGCCAGAAAGCAUUCUCCUUCGAGAAACCUUUAAAAGCGAGGAGCUGUUCUGCAACGAAGUCGCCUUCUACAAGAAAAUCUGGCCAGCGAUGGCCAAAUUCCAAAGCCAAUGGAACAUCGCUCAUCCCUUCAAAGCUAUCCCCAAAUGCUUCCUGGCGCGGAAUGAUCUGGUCAUCCUGAAGGAUUUGAAGGAAUUUGGGUUCGUGAUGCCCGACCGGAAGCAGGGUUUUACUAUAGAGCAGUGUUACUACGUGCUAAAACACCUGUCACAGUUCCACGCUCUCUCGCUGGGCAUGAAAUAUUAUGAUCCUGAAGGUUUCUUUGAUCUACUUAACAUGCAGGAUGGAAUUUCAGAAGUAUUUUUCGUGACGGAAAACGUUGAAUACUACAAAAGUUACUACACUGAAGCGAUAAACAAUGCAAUCUACAUGGUGGAAGAGGAACUCAAAGAUUCAGCUGACAAAGACAAAUACCUGGAGAAGCUGAAAAGCUUCUGUUCAGAGGAGACUUUCUUCCAAGAAAUGGUCGACAUGGUUAUUCCCAAGGAGCCUCUAGCAGUGAUUUGUCAUGGAGACUGUUGGACUAACAACAUCAUGUUUAGAUACGUCGAUGGAGACAUAGCAGAGAUGUACAUGUUAGACUUCCAAUUGGUGCGUUACGCGUCUCCAGCAAUAGAUCUAGCUUACCUGAUCUAUCUGUGCCUAGAUCGGGAGCAGCGGUCUGAACAUAAGGCAUCCCUGCUAGAGUAUUACAUAGAUGAGCUCCACAAACGACUGGUGGAAAUGAGCGACGGCACCAACAUCAUGGAGAAAGAGACGCUAUCUGAUAUGUUACAGGAGGAGUUCAGUCGGAUCAGCCGCUUCGGUCUUGGCACGGCGCUGGACAUGUAUCCCAUCAUGACCUGUGACAGCAACGAGGCGCCCAACUUAUACCAGGAGAAGGAAAGUUUUAUCCCAUCGCAUGACACGGCGAAACCAGUGUGGACGGACAAUGAGGCUUGUCGGAAGAAAAUGACUGAUUUAGUGAUAGAACUAGUGGACGAGGGACUUCUAUGAUAUUGUGUGAUCGAAUUUCUAUAAAUCUAUCAUGUCAAAUGUAAUGAUAAGUACAAAUGCAAAAAAAGUAUUUUUAUAAGAACAAUUAUUUUAACAUGGUCAAUAUUUUGAAGAAAUUGUCCUUUUACUACAAGCAAGUCUACUAAUAAAAAUAUUUAUCGAGAUUUGUCUGUAAUAUGAAUUUUGCUUAAAGUUAAGCAAACCUUGUAGGUUUAAAUACGCUGUGUAUUUUUUUUAAAUUAUAUCAUGAGGGCGGGAGAUUAGACAGUAACAAAAGGGUUUUUUUAUUAAUGGGUUCACCUGAGGCUACUUUAUAAACGAGAAAUAUCGCAUUUACUAUCAUUUAGUAAAUUAUUUUUACUAAGACCAACAUAAAAUUAUACCCUAUUUAAUAUACACAUUGU